Pecten maximus is the source of this 1601-nucleotide messenger RNA. Its product is annotated as trafficking protein particle complex subunit 2-like protein. The coding region runs from base 60 to 476 and encodes 138 amino acids. Gene Ontology annotation, cellular component: cytoplasm; nucleus; TRAPP complex. Lineage: Eukaryota; Metazoa; Mollusca; Bivalvia; Pectinida; Pectinidae. The transcript is spliced from 5 exons. The record is from RefSeq and is a predicted model, not a curated record. Gene Ontology annotation, biological process: endoplasmic reticulum to Golgi vesicle-mediated transport.
AAUAUUUUUUCGGUGAUUAUAUUAAUCGUUCAAGAGGAGUUCCGUGUUGUCCAGCAGCAAUGGCGGUGUGUGUUGCUGUCAUUGCUAAAGAGAACUAUCCAUUGUAUAUAAAGACAAUACCAACGGAUAAUGAGCUGAAGUUUCAAUACACAGUCCACACUUCCUUAGAUGUUGUGGAAGAGAAGAUUUCUUCUGUUGGAAAAAACACCAAUGACUUGAGGGAGCUGUAUUUAGGACUUCUUUAUCCUACUGAAGAUUACAAAGUAUAUGGUUAUGUUACCAACACAAAGGUGAAGUUUGUCAUUGUGGUGGAGUCUUCCAAUACCAGCCUAAGAGACAAUGAGAUACGAGGGAUGUUCCGCAAACUCCACAAUGGCUAUGUUGACAUGCUUUGUAAUCCGUUCUACACUCCAGGAGAGAACAUUUCCUCCAGGCUGUUUGACAAUACAGUACUAUCUAUGAUGCAACAGGAUUGAGGUGAAGCUGUUAGGGAUAUUAAAUGUCACACACAAUAUGAAUGAGAGAAGAAGAUAAAUGUUAUUUAAUGAUGUAGAGAAAGUAGAAAGGGAGACUGAAAAUACAAGAAUAUGAGAGAGAGAAAGGGGAGAUAAUUUGGAAUGUGUAUGAGAGAGAGAGAGAUAUAUAUAUAUACAAGGAUGGACAGAAGAGGAGAUACAGAAAUUGUGCUAAAUAAAUGAGGAAAGACAGAAGAAGAGACAGAAGGAAUAAAAUUUUAUGUCAAACAAACAUGAAACAGAGUACAGAAGAGACACAAGAGGAUGAAAACAGAUGGAGAAGGAAAUAUGUGAAAGUCCAAUAAGGGUGAUUACAGUAAAAUAUAUAUACUAUAGGAGGACUCCAGAAAUAAAGAAAAUUAUAUGCAUGGUAGGUUUUAGAGAAAACCUGGAUUAUCAUAUGGUACUAUUUUAAUUAAAUCACCUCUUUUUCUGUUCUUUUUUUGUUAAACCUGGAUUCCUCUCGUUAUUUAGGUAUUUUGCUGGAUUAUAGCCCUAAGAACUUGCGUUUUAUUUGAUGAGUUUUAAUCAUCAAUAUAACUUUCAUUCCAAUAGUAAUACAAUUCAUGUAAUUUUAUAUAAUUAGGUGGUGAUAAUACUGGUCUUAGAUAUAUGAGAUGGAUUUCAAUGUCAUUAGUAAUAAUAAUUUUAAAGAAUUGGAUUAUUUUGCGAACAGUUCUUUUAAAGAAUUGGACUAUGAUAUUGUUGGGAAGAGCCUUUAAUAGAAUGAGCUCGGAUUUCUUCAGGAACAGCCAUCAUUGAGAUGAAUUAUAUAUUGGCUUAAAAUGAAACUUUUCUGUUUGAAUGUCUGCUUGAAUUACAUGUGAAUAUAUCUGCUGUCAAAACUGAGAUCAUGACCUGUACCACGCAUGUUUGGACUAAAUUAUUUGGUUCAGUCAGAAACAAUUCAAAUUUCAUAGAAGAUCAAUUGCAGUAAUUCAGUAAACAGAACAGUACUUUGCCUGACUCUCUAGUGUCUAAUAUUUUAAAGACCAUUGUGUAUUAUUUGUAUUUCUAUGAUUAAUAUUACAUUUAGUGAAAUGUUGAAAUAAUUUGUGCAAUAUUAAAAUACCUUGACGAUUUUCA